Molecule: messenger RNA, 402 nt
Organism: Trypanosoma theileri
Lineage: Eukaryota; Euglenozoa; Kinetoplastea; Trypanosomatida; Trypanosomatidae
Exons: 1
Coding region: 1-402 (133 amino acids)
Molecular function (GO): nucleic acid binding; RNA-DNA hybrid ribonuclease activity
Source: RefSeq, a predicted model, not a curated record
AUGUACGGAUGGGGGGCGUUGUUAUUUAAGGAUUCAGGGGAGGUUUUGGCCGCAGGGGGCGCUUGGAGGCGCUCACCUGAGAUGAUUUCCCAGGCAGAGGCACGGGCCGUUCAUCUGGCUUUACGAGAGUUUAACAUGCAUUUGGCAGGUCCCUUGGAUAUACGCGUUGACAACACAACGGUUAUGAAUAUUAUGCAAAAAAAGAACACACAUUCAGAGGUAUUAGUUGCGGAAGUCGGCGCCAUAGAAAAAGUUCUUCGAUCACACGGCAUAAGUGCUACUUGGAGUUACGUAUCUUCAGAGCAUAAUCCAGCACACAGAAUAUCUAGAGGAGAACACAUCAAACAAUUAGAUGUAGCGAAGGGGUGGAACUUGCGAUGGGGAGAGCGGGAGGCGGGUUAA